Messenger RNA from Macaca mulatta (Rhesus monkey), 5280 nucleotides. It is a transcript of the gene TBC1D9B, whose product is annotated as TBC1 domain family member 9B. Lineage: Eukaryota; Metazoa; Chordata; Mammalia; Primates; Cercopithecidae. Gene Ontology annotation, molecular function: calcium ion binding. The record is from RefSeq and is a predicted model, not a curated record.
ACGCCGACGGCGGCCGGCGCUUCCGCCUCGCGGGCCUCGGCCCGGCGCGAGCGGCACCGCGAUGUGGCUGAGCCCGGAGGAGGUGCUGGUGGCCAAUGCGCUGUGGGUGACGGAGCGGGCCAACCCCUUCUUCGUGCUGCAGCGGCGCCGGGGCCACGGCAAGGGCGGCGGCCUCACGGGUCUUCUCGUGGGCACCCUGGACGUGGUGCUGGACUCCAGUGCCCGCGUGGCCCCUUACCGCAUCCUGCACCAGACCCAGGACUCCCAGGUCUACUGGACAGUGGCGUGUGGUUCUUCCCGCAAAGAGAUCACAAAACACUGGGAAUGGCUGGAAAAUAACUUGCUCCAGACACUGUCCAUCUUCGACAGUGAGGAAGAUAUCACCACCUUCGUCAAGGGCAAGAUACACGGCAUCAUCGCAGAAGAGAACAAGAACUUGCAACCCCAGGGAGACGAGGACCCCGGGAAGUUCAAGGAGGCCGAGCUGAAGAUGCGGAAGCAGUUUGGGAUGCCUGAGGGCGAGAAGCUGGUGAAUUACUACUCCUGCAGCUACUGGAAGGGCCGCGUGCCCCGGCAGGGCUGGCUCUACCUGACCGUCAACCACCUGUGCUUCUACUCCUUCCUGCUGGGGAAGGAAGUGAGCCUCGUGGUGCAGUGGGUGGACAUAACGCGUCUGGAGAAGAACGCCACCCUGCUCUUCCCCGAGAGCAUCCGUGUGGACACUCGCGACCAGGAGCUCUUCUUCUCCAUGUUCCUCAACAUCGGCGAGACCUUCAAGCUCAUGGAGCAGUUGGCCAACCUGGCCAUGCGGCAGCUGCUGGACAGUGAGGGCUUCCUGGAGGACAAGGUCCUGCCCAGGCCUGUCCGGCCACACAGGAACAUCUCAGCCCUGAAGCGAGACCUGGACGCCCGAGCCAAGAAUGAGUGCUACCGAGCCACGUUCCGGCUACCCAGGGAUGAGCGGCUGGACGGCCACACGAGCUGCACCCUGUGGACACCUUUCAACAAGCUGCACAUCCCUGGCCAGAUGUUCAUCUCUAACAACUACAUCUGCUUCGCCAGCAAGGAGGAGGACGCGUGCCACCUCAUCAUACCCCUGAGGGAGGUGACCAUUGUCGAAAAAGCCGACAGCUCCAGCGUGCUGCCCAGCCCCCUGUCCAUCAGCACCAAAAGCAAAAUGACAUUCUUGUUUGCCAACCUGAAAGACCGUGAUUUCUUGGUUCAGAGGAUCUCUGACUUCCUCCAGAAAACGCCAUCCAAGCAGCCAGGCAGUAUCGUUGGGAGCAGGAAAGCCAGCGUUGUGGACACUAACACAGAGUCUCCAGCUCCUCAGGAGGUGCCGGAGCAGCCUGCCAGCCCAGCCUCUCCCCUCAGCAGCCGACAGAGCUUCUGUGCGCAGGAGGUGCCAACCGCAUCCCAGGGCCUGCUCAAGCUCUUCCAGAAAAACUCGCCCAUGGAGGACCUUGGAGCCAAGGGGGCCAAGGAGAAGAUGAAAGAGGAAUCAUGGCACAUCCACUUCUUCGAGUAUGGGCGUGGCGUGUGCAUGUACCGCACAGCCAAGACACGGGCACUGGUCCUGAAGGGCAUCCCUGAGAGCCUCCGGGGAGAGCUAUGGCUCCUCUUCUCUGGGGCCUGGAAUGAGAUGGUGACUCACCCCGGCUACUAUGCUGAGCUGGUGGAGAAGUCCACUGGGAAGUAUAGCCUGGCCACAGAGGAGAUCGAGCGAGACCUGCACCGCUCCAUGCCCGAGCACCCUGCCUUCCAGAACGAGCUCGGCAUUGCUGCCCUCCGGCGGGUGCUGACCGCCUAUGCCUUCCGAAACCCCACCAUCGGCUACUGCCAGGCGAUGAACAUCGUGACCUCGGUGCUCCUGCUCUAUGGCAGUGAGGAGGAGGCCUUCUGGCUCCUGGUGGCCCUGUGCGAGCGCAUGCUGCCCGACUACUACAACACCAGGGUGGUGGGAGCCCUGGUGGACCAAGGCAUCUUCGAAGAGCUCACAAGAGACUUCCUGCCGCAGCUCUCAGAGAAGAUGCAGGACCUGGGGGUGAUCUCCAGCAUCUCCCUGUCCUGGUUCCUGACCCUCUUCCUCAGUGUCAUGCCCUUCGAGAGCGCUGUGGUCAUCGUCGACUGCUUUUUCUAUGAGGGCAUCAAGGUGAUCCUGCAGGUGGCCCUGGCCGUCCUGGACGCCAACAUGGAGCAGCUGCUGGGCUGCAGCGACGAGGGCGAGGCCAUGACCAUGCUGGGCAGAUACCUGGAUAAUGUGGUCAAUAAGCAGAGUGUCUCUCCUCCUAUCCCACACCUCCAUGCUUUGCUGACCAGCGGCGAUGACCCCCCUGCAGAGGUGGACAUCUUUGAGCUCCUGAAAGUGUCCUAUGAGAAAUUCAGCAGCCUGAGGGCCGAGGACAUCGAGCAGAUGCGGUUUAAACAGAGGCUGAAAGUGAUCCAGUCCUUGGAGGACACAGCCAAGAGGAGUGUGGUCCGAGCUAUACCUGUGGACAUUGGUUUCUCAAUUGAAGAGCUGGAGGACCUUUACAUGGUGUUUAAGGCCAAGCACCUGGCGAGCCAGUACUGGGGGAGCAGCCACACAGUGGCCGGCCGUCGGGACCCCAGCCUGCCCUACCUGGAGCAGUACCGGAUUGAUGCCAGCCAGUUCCGGGAACUCUUUGCCAGCCUGACACCCUGGGCCUGCGGCUCCCACACGCCUGUGCUGGCAGGUCGCAUGUUCAGGCUCCUGGACAAAAACAAGGACUCGCUGAUCAACUUCAAGGAGUUCGUGAUGGGGAUGAGAGGGAGAUGGGCAGCGCAGGCUGUGAAGAGGGUCCCACUCGUACCCCGUGGAAGGGGCUCUGCAGCCAUCUUGCCAGCCCCAGCCCCUUCCCUGGCCUUCUCCACAGGCGGGAUGUACCACGGGGACCUGACAGAGAAGCUCAAGGUGCUCUACAAGCUACACCUUCCCCCAGCUCUGAGCCCAGAGGAAGCCGAGUCAGCCCUGGAGGCAGCCCAUUAUUUCACAGAGGACAGCUCCUCAGAAGCAUCUCCUCUGGCCUCAGAUCUGGAUCUUUUCCUGCCCUGGGAGGCUCAAGAAGCACUACCACAGGAAGAGCAAGAAGGAAGUAGCGGUGAGGAUGUCCAGGAAAAGAGAGGAGAGGAGAAGGGGACCAGCUCUCCGGACUAUCGGCACUACCUUCGAAUGUGGGCCAAGGAGAAAGAGGCUCAGAAGGAGACGAUUAAGGAUCUUCCCAAGAUGAACCAGGAGCAGUUCAUUGAGCUGUGCAAGACGCUUUACAACAUGUUCAGUGAAGACCCCAUGGAGCAGGACCUGUACCACGCCAUCGCCACCGUGGCCAGCCUCCUGCUCCGCAUCGGAGAGGUGGGGAAGAAGUUCUCGGCCCGCACAGGCAGGAAGCCCAGGGACUGUGCCACUGAGGAGGACGAGCCACCAGCACCCGGACCCCAUCAGGACGCAGCCAGGGAGCUUCAGCCCCCAGCUGCAGGAGACCCCCAAGCCAAAGCCGGCGGAGACACACACCUCGGGAAAGCCCCACAGGAGAGCCAGGUGGUGGUGGAGGGGGGCAGCGGCGAGGGACAGGGCUCACCCUCCCAGCUGCUGUCUGACGAUGAAACCAAAGACGACAUGUCCAUGUCCUCAUACUCGGUGGUCAGCACGGGCUCCCUGCAGUGUGAAGACCUCACAGACGACACGGUGCUGGUGGGAGGGGAGGCCUGCAGCCCCACAGCCCGCAUCGGGGGCACUGUUGACACCGACUGGUGCAUCUCCUUCGAGCAGAUCCUGGCCUCCAUUCUGACGGAGUCCGUGCUGGUGAACUUCUUUGAGAAGAGAGUGGACAUUGGACUCAAGAUCAAGGACCAGAAGAAAGUGGAGAGACAGUUCAGCACCGCCAGUGACCAUGAGCAGCCCGGAGCUUCCAGCUGAGGCCUGCAGCAGUGAGGCCUGGCCCGAGGUGUCAUUGGUGGAACUGGCCUCAUCUCCUGCCUUUCCUCCCUUUUCAGUUUCUCUUGAAAGGUGUGCCCCUCCUGCUCUCCCAGGAGCAGUGAGUUGUGAAUGGAAAGAAGGCUGGUGCAGACCCAGCUGCCUUAGACAGAUUCCCUGGGCCUGCAUCUCCUGGCGCCGGCUGCUUCUGGGCCCAGGAAGAGGCUGUGGCUCCCACCUUCCUUACACCUGCUGGGAGCACGCCUUGCACCAGCUGCACACGCUUAGUGUUAGAGGCUCUCAGAUCUGCCCUUGCUUGCCUCAUACCUCCGUGCCUGCACUGUGGCCAGGCCAGCUGAGUCCCUCCAUCCGUGGAUGCUCUCCUGCAGCUGUGUGGUGCAGGGGUCAUUCCUGCCGCUUGGCACCAGGUGGGGGGCAUGUGCUUGUUGGGCAGCAAAGUGAUGGAACCCUCAGGUGCCCUCCGGGAGCCUGAACCUCCUGACUGAGGAACAUGGACAGACCACGUUUACCGCACAGAGUGGUCGCUGCGCUUAGGCGUGGCCGUACACACGUUCUCAGCUCAUCAUCCUUUCCAGUAACUUUAAAAGCACAUCCCUCAGGUCCUGAUAUAUUUCCCUGGAUUCAUUUCACUUGGCUAGAGAUUACACUGUGCUCAAUGCCUUAAUAAAUCCCUGAAAGAAAGAAAACCCACACUGUGUGCAAUGCCUUGCUGUGGCCCCAACCACUGCUUAGGCCUCCCAACUUCUCCCCAGGCCACGUACAGGGCCCUGGCUGCGUUCUGGAAGUUCAAGACACCUAGUCCUCUGCAGGGGGUGGAAGAGUGCAAGGCCUGCCAGGUCAGAUGGAGAAGCAGAACCUGUUGGUGCAGGCAGGGCAGGUCCUGACCAACCUGCAUCAGGGGAUGCCCUGAGCUCCACAGGUCUGUGGGCAGGGGUCAUGGGUCCUGGUGAAGGAAGUGCAUCCUCAGGCCUGGGCUGUAGCAAGCUGUCUGCCCUUGGGUUCAAGAACCAGACUGUGGAGCCACAGGUGACCAGAGGGGGCCCCAGGGCUGAGCCACAAGGAUACCCUCACUUUGCAGGAGGAGCUGAAACUGACCGGUGUCCAGUGUUUGCCCCCACAUGGGGCUACUCUUGCUUCUACUAAAAGAUAUAGCAGUUACCCCCUUAUCCACGGGGGAUACAGUCCCAGACCCCCAGUGGAUGCCUAAAACCACAGAUAACAAACCUUAUAUAUACUGUUUUUUCCUAUACAUACAUACCUGUGACUAAGUUUAUGAAUUAGGCACCUUAAGAGAUUAACAAUAAUAAAAUGUAACGGUUAUACUGUAA